Molecule: messenger RNA, 3654 nt
Organism: Biomphalaria glabrata
Lineage: Eukaryota; Metazoa; Mollusca; Gastropoda; Planorbidae
Product: coiled-coil domain-containing protein 157-like
Exons: 12
Coding region: 211-2694 (827 amino acids)
Source: RefSeq, a predicted model, not a curated record
UUCUAGAUAUAGAUUCUAGAUCUAGAUCUAGUCACUAGAUUUUAUAAAUAGUUAUUAGAUCUAGUUAGAAUCUAUAGAUCUACAAUCUAUAUUAUCGAAAAAAAUAUCCUUACACUAGACAGGUUUAUUACUUUAAGUUACAUAAUGAAGUGGAAAAUCACCUGAAGUAUACUGUGGAUCUAAAUCUCUGCUUAGUCUGCGACAUAUAAAAUGGCUUAUCUUCUCGGAAAUGAAACUUGCAUUGAAAGCUUACAGAGAGACGUGCAGGAUUUGCAGUACACUGUGAAUGAGAUUGUAUCCAGAAUUGGGCCCAUUCAGACUCAGUCAUGGAAGUUUCCAGAUAAAAUGGCAUGCGACUUAGACAUCAAAGAUCUCCUGGACCUUUACAGCUGUGACCAACAGGAUGAUGUGGAGGACAGGCAGGUGGCACAUAUUGCUUUGUAUGAGCUGGUGAUAGAUAGGCUGGUUUUUAUUCUUCAAGCUUUGUCAACAUUCCUGCACCAGAAUACGAACAGUGGUGCUUCUCAAAAUCUUGAUGAGCAUGGCAGUAAUCUGUCUAGUUCUGUGGGGCUAGUAGCUAAACAGUACUGGCUCAGCAUGCUAAAGCUGAACACACAGGUUCAACAAUUACAGUCUGAAAGUAGGUCCAAAAACAGUAAAAUAUCAGAACUAGAAAACAGGAAACACAGCUUAACAGUAACUGACCUUUCUACAUCAUUCGCUGGUAAAUAUGAUGGAAACUUGCCAACCAAUAUUCUUAAAACUCCUGGUACUCUUGGAGUGAUUCCCCCUAAUAAUGCAGACUUAGUGCUUAUGGGGCUGGCAUCCCCACCUGAAAAUAAAGCAUCCAUCUCACAAGACAUGAAUCACAAGUCUUGCCAAACUUUAGAAACAGCAUUUGUCGCCUGCGAGUCAUGUGACAUAAUUCAAAGAAAAAUGCGUGAGGGUGGAGAACUGAUCAUUAAGUCAUGCUCUGACCAAGGACUCCCUUGUUCACUGAAAAAAUUCAAAAGCCAGGUGAACCAUGUGGAGCUUCUGACAUUUAACGAUGUUUGCCACUGGAUGACCGAGCAAAAUAAAGAUAUAGGCAGGAUCGCAAAGCAGACUGAACUGCUUCAGUCCAUGGUUGAUCCACUAAAGCUAGAAGUUAAGACAGCAGAGGUCAAAAUAAAAGAUGCUGAUGAAAAAAUGAAACUCAAUGAGCAAAAAUUAGUUGAAGUCAAUGAAAACAGCAAAAAAAUGUGCAGAAACUUAGAGAACAAGUUGAAAGAGCAGGACAAGAAACACACUGAACUUAUAAAUGAAGAAAGGAAAAAUAAAGAGCAGCUGAUGAAAGAGAAAGAACAAGUGAGCAAAGAUCUCAGCGAGGCAAAGACUCAGAUUGAUCAACAAAUGGUGGCUAUGAAAAAACUUGAAGUGGAAUUUAAACAUCUUGAGCAUGAACUAGAAAGUAAGAUUAAAGAGGCGGACAGAGUGGGACAACUGACUGAAGAGAUGGUUGAACUGAAAACACAGCUGACCGAUGUGACAGCUCAGAUGGUUGGCUAUCAGAAGGCUUUAGCAAAAGAACAAGGCAAGAGCAGAAGUCUAAGUAAACACAAUGAGUCACUCCAGGCUAAACAAGAGGCUCUACUGUCCAGAAUGGAUCUUCUUGGUCAAAACAAUGAUGCUUUUGCCUCGCAGGUUGCAUCGCUGGAGGAGGAGAAGAAUGUCCUGGAAGACAAACUGGCAGAACUGUCCGUAGAGACAAAAGAACUAAGGAAAAAAUUAAAAGAGAAUGAGGUGAUCUUGAAAAAUUUGGAAAAAGAAAAGAAAUUGUUAGAAAAAUCUUUGAAAGAGAGUCUGGCAACAGCAGAUGUGUUAAAGAGUCAGUUGGAGGAAGUCAAGGAAAGAGAAAGGAUGAUACUAGAGUAUCCUGACCUGAAUGGACCUAUAAAUAGAGAUUAUCAAGGAAGUGGAGAUAUUGCAACAGAUAUGAACAAUCAGAUCAGAGCCAAUCAAAUCAGAAUUCAGCUGCUGGAGGAUCAGAAUGAAACACUGACAGAGUCAGUCAAGAAAAUCUCAGGCCUUCAAAAAGUGGAGGAUAACUCAUAUAGGCAACAAAAUACUACUCGCUCAUCUCCAAUGAAGCCGCAACCACUAUGGCAGCAAGACACCAGAGACCACAACAUUAACACAAACAAUGCAUCAUACAAUGGUAACUAUCAGAACACUCACAGAGAUUCCAAGGGACCAUCACAGUAUCAAAAAGAAACUUCCAGCAAAGAUGCCAAGAAAGAUACAAGGUUUGCUUGGGAAACACCCAGUUCUCAGAUGGAUACUUCUGAGUUUCUAAUAGGGCAUGGUUUCACUGAAACCAGACCAAGCCACCUCCGCCAAGACUCACCUGCAAAAGACAGAUCUCAUCCCAGGCCACCUAGUGCCAAACUUGGUUCUGUCAUGGCUCCUGUCAAUGCCACACCAAUUUCAGCAUAUACGCACAUGAAAAAAUCUUUGGGGAUAUUACAAGGAAAAGAAACAUUAAAAAAAGGUCGUCCAAUGUCUGCAAAUCUGAAGUCUCAAGGUCCUCAAGCAUUAUUCCAUGAAGAACAGUCAAAGCAAAGAUCAAAUUUACCAUUUUCUUGUUCACGCUGUGAUAAAAUGUACAGUCUGUUAAGGGACUUGGAAAUCCACAAAACUUACUGUACCCAGUAGUUUCAUUUUUUUUUUAAAAUUAAUUUGGUGGGAUAUGUAUAGAAUGUUAAGAGAUGUUUAGAUCAGUCAUGUGAUCUAAUACAGAGUUUAAGUAUGGCUUCAAUUAAUUGAUUAAAAAAUAAACAAUAAAGCACAAUAUAGACAGAAUUAGUACUACAAUGAGCUAAUGACUAAGUUUACUGUCUUUAAAAAGUGCUAUUCUGGUCAAGUUGAAGGAACUCAUUUUAAAUGUUAUAAUUGGCAAGGUGGUUGAGGGGUAAAGCUCUUCACUUCUUAAUAGAGGGCUCCCAGGUUCAAAUCUCCGUGAAGACUGGAAUUUUUAAUUUUGGGAUUUUAAGGGUCCCCUGAGUCCCAAUCAACUCUAAUGGGUACCUGACAUAAGCUGAGUUAAGUAAAGCUGUUAGUCAUUGUGCUGGCCACAUGACACCCUUAUUAACCAUUGGCCAUAGAAACAGAUGACCUUCAUAUCAUCUGCCCUGUCUAUCACAAGGUCUGAAAGGAGUACUUUUUCUUUUAUUUAAACAUUGUUACAUCUUACUCUUUAAGACCCACUGAACUAUUAAAAUGGGUAAAAUAAAAAUCAUAAUAUUUGUCAUUACCAAAUGAAUUUCUUGCAUCUUAUAAAUGCAAACUGUGAAUUGAAAUUGUCAUUUUAGAAAAUAGUUUUUCUCUCAUUGUUUGUAAAAUUAUUUUUUUCACUGUUCAUUUCCAUUGACACACUUUCAUCAUAAAUUUCAAUUAUUUUUAUUGAAAUAAAUAUUUUUAAUCUUUUUUUUUAAACCUAGUUUCAUAAGACAAUCACCUCUAAAAGUGUAAAAAAAACACACAACACUUUAAUACAUUUUUUUCUGGGAUUUUUAUGGUUCUACAUCAUCUGUGAUAUAUCAUUUAUUUGUUUAUUGUAUCAUUUACUAUCUUUAGCACGUUAUCAUGUAUGACUUGUUGAUUUAUCAUCCUUUU